AUGGCUGUCGCACCGAUCACCGGCAUGCUCCGCCGCAGGCUGAUUGUUGACCUGACCGUGGCUCUCAGUCUCGGCACGGCGGCCGGCAGCGCCUUCUGGUACGGCUUCCACAUCCCCCGGACCGUUGCGCGCGACACCCACUACCAGAAGCUGGAGCAGGAGCGCGCCGAGCGGACAGCAGCUUCUGCUGCGGCCGUCGGCCGUCGAAUCCUGGCCGAGAUUGAAGAAACCAGCCUGGAAGAGCUUCUGCACCAGAUCCGGACAAGGACCAGCAUCUAUUCCGAUCUUCCCAGCCCAUCGCUGGACGUUGGUGCGGGAGCUCCGUCUGCUGCUGCUGCUGCUGCUGCCACUACCACCACCACUCCCAGCAUCCCCAUCCCGGCUCUCCAGCGGCUCGUCACCGCCCAUUUCCGGGCCACCAGGUCGCCCGGCCUCGACAUCGGCGGACCCCAUCCGCUGCCGCUGUUGUAUCUGCUCGUGGCCGCCAUCGUAGCCGCGCCGCGUCGCCAGGCCGUCAUCGUCGUCGACCUGGAGGCCCGCUUUGACGUUGCCGCCCUGCUGGGAAUGCGUGCACGCAUCGUCGAUGUCGGAACCGAUGCCGAAACCGAUACCGAGACACCUGUCGAAUCUGGCUCUCCUGUCGCUUCAGAUGACCUCCGACACGUCCACGUCUUCCGCGUCGAUCCCCGGCUGUCGCCCUCGGCCGCCUCUGAUGCCAUCGCUGCCGCCCAGCAGCGCGUGCUCUACGGCCCCCAACGCCUGCGCGACCGCUCCUGCUGGGGCACGCUCAUCGUCGGCAGCGCUGGACUGGCCGGCACCACCUCCAGCUCCGGCUCCGUCUCGGCGCGCACGGGCCUCUACGGCUGGCUGCGCAUAGACGCGGCUCUGGCUGCUCUGCCUUCGCCGCUGACCCGCCCCCCAUCCGCUUCCAUCACGUGGAUCGCCAGCUCGCCCUGGGGCAGCUUUGCUUUCCAGCUGCUCAGAGACGUCUGA
Grosmannia clavigera kw1407 is the source of this 993-nucleotide messenger RNA. RefSeq names its product cytochrome c oxidase family protein. The transcript is spliced from 5 exons. Lineage: Eukaryota; Fungi; Ascomycota; Sordariomycetes; Ophiostomatales; Ophiostomataceae. Gene Ontology annotation, biological process: mitochondrial electron transport, cytochrome c to oxygen. The record is from RefSeq and is a predicted model, not a curated record. The coding region runs from base 1 to 993 and encodes 330 amino acids.